ACAUUUGGUUUCUAUUAUCACAUCACAUUUUAUUAUUUAUUAAUUGCGUAAUAAUUUGCACUACUCGUAGUUAACUUGAACUGCGUCUAAUUAAAUACUACUGAAUAAUUCAUACAGAGAUCAAAACUUUGUCAAGUGUAAUGAAUCGCUAUUCAUGACACGACGGUUAAAUUAUGAAGCUACAUGAUUAGUGAUAAUGGCUGAAACUGUAAACAAUAUUAAUUAAUUACUGUUUUUAAGAGGAAUAGUCGUCGGCCAUGUAUCCGAGGUGCGGUAGUAGUGGUUCUAUCCAGAACAUGCACCAGACCCCGUCGUCAUCCAACCAUAAUUCAGACGAUGACGAUGACAGCGGCGACAACAAAGCUUCCGCGCUCAGUUUUAAGGAGAGAAGAAGAGAGGCCCAUACUCAGGCCGAGCAGAAGAGAAGGGAUGCCAUAAAGAAGGGUUACGACUCCCUGCAAGAGCUGGUGCCCACCUGCCAGCAGACAGAUGCUUCUGGCUACAAGCCCAGUAAAGCUGCAGUUCUUCAGAAAUCAAUAGACUACAUACAAUACCUACUGCAGCAGCGACGUCGUCAGGAGGACGAGCGGAACGCGCUCCGGAAGGACGUGGUAGCGCUACGCAUCAUGCAAGCCAACUAUGAGCAGAUUGUCAAGGCACAGCACUCUGUGCCCGGGCAUAAUGAGCAACGGCUUACUGAUCAGGAUAAGUUUCAAGUUUUUCAGGGUAUAAUGGACAAGCUGUACGAGUCGUUCGAGUCGGUGCCGACGAACAACUUCGCGGAGUUCUCGGCGGGCGUGUUUAACUGGCUGGAGGAGUACUGCAAGCCGCAGUCUCUGCGGACCAUGGUGCACGGUGUGCUACGUGAGCAGAGCUACACACCAUAGUUUUUUUUUAUAUUAAUGUAAAAUGAAAAUAAUCACCGCUUCGGGCAAUAGCUAAACUUGAACUUGCGACCUUUGGAACACCGGUCAAGUUGCUCUUAACCAAGCUACCGAGGCUUGCUAGAAGUGUGCGAUUUUUUCCAUUCCUUCCUUUUGUUUACACGCCUUAAAGCGGCGCAUAGUGACAUCUACCGUAAAAAGCUCUAUUGUGAGCGACACAUGAGUCUUAAGUUACAUUGAGAAUUCACCAGUAACAAUGUGCUAUCCAAUACUAAAGUAAUAAAAAAAAAGACCCAUAUGGACCCAUAUUGGGUUGCAUAAAAGUUUAAGUCAUAUCUUUGAUACACAUAACCAUUUUUGUCAUAAUCAUCAUUGCGCAUACAAAUGAAAAGUCAUAUUAUAUUGUGUCAUACAUUUUUAGCCAUAAUAUUUGAUGACAUACGUAGCAGUUGUCAUAU
Messenger RNA from Cydia pomonella (codling moth), 1342 nucleotides. It is a transcript of the gene bigmax, whose product is annotated as max-like protein X. The transcript has 5 exons. Lineage: Eukaryota; Metazoa; Arthropoda; Insecta; Lepidoptera; Tortricidae. Gene Ontology annotation, biological process: regulation of transcription by RNA polymerase II. Gene Ontology annotation, molecular function: RNA polymerase II cis-regulatory region sequence-specific DNA binding; DNA-binding transcription factor activity, RNA polymerase II-specific; protein dimerization activity. Gene Ontology annotation, cellular component: nucleus. Bases 258 to 887 code for a protein of 209 amino acids. The record is from RefSeq and is a predicted model, not a curated record.